AUUGGACACUUUCAUCUAUCGGUUUCAUCGUUCCCAACCCCCACGGGCCAUGCCUGUCUCCUGCAUACACUACUCUUCCCUCCCCAUAAAUAUAUACACACACAUUACAGGGAGGAUAAGAAGGAUCAGAGGUGGGAGAUCACAGUUAAGAAAAAUGGCGAUUGUGGGUGGAUCAGAGGAAGCAGCAGUUGUAGUGAGGAACAAGCAGGUGAUAUUGAGAGAGUACGUGCCGGCGUCUGGCUUUCCAAAAGAAUCGGACAUGUGCGUGACCACCACCGGCACCAUAAAGCUGAAGCUUCCUGAUCAAGCUGGUUCCGACGGCGUUUUAGUGAAGAACCUCUACUUGUCCUGUGAUCCCUCCCAGCGAAGCCGCAUGACCAAGUACGAACCUUCCACCCAUUUCGUCUCCUUCCAGCCCGGUUUGCCAAUCAGAGGAUACGGAGUGGCUGAAGUUUUGGAUUCUGGGCACCCAAACUUUGAGAAAGGCGACUUGGUCUGGGGAAUAACCGGGUGGGAAGAAUAUAGCGUCCUUGCAAAACCAGCAGCAGACACAUUGACUAAAAUCCAACACACUGAUGUUCCUCUUUCCUACUAUACUGGAAUCCUUGGUAUGCCUGGUAUGACUGCUUAUGUUGGAUUUUAUGAGAUUUGCUCUCCAAAGAAAGGACAGUACGUCUUCAUUUCAGCUGCUUCAGGAGCAGUUGGUCAGCUUGUUGGUCAGUUUGCAAAGUUGCAGGGUUGCUAUGUUGUUGGGAGUGCUGGUAGCAAAGAAAAGGUGGAUCUUCUGAAAAACAAGUUUGGGUUUGACGACGGUUUCAAUUAUAAAGAAGAGCCUGACUUGAAUGCAGCUUUGAAAAGAUACUUCCCCGAAGGCAUUGACAUUUACUGGGAGAAUGUUGGGGGAAAGAUGCUGGAUGCAGUGCUACUAAACAUGAAGAUUGGCGGCCGCAUUGCCGUGUGCGGGAUGAUCUCACAGUACAACCUCGGCGGCCAGGCCGAAGGCGUUCACAAUCUAAUGUAUCUGGUUGCAAAACGUGUCCGCGUAGAAGGCUUCCUGGUUCCCGAUUACGACCAUCUUUAUCCCAAGUUUUUGGAGUUGGUUCUGCCUUACAUCAAGGAAGGAAAGAUUGUAUACGUUGAAGACAAAGCACAAGGCCUGGAGAGUGGGCCGGCGGCUCUAGUUGGACUCUUUACAGGCCGCAAUGUUGGAAAACAAGUUGUGGUGGUUGCUCCAGAGUGACUUGAUAAUUUCUUCAUGUUCCUCGUAAUUCCCCUUAAGGCUAGCUAGGGAUAAACUAAAGCCCAUGGCCAUGGAUGAACAAAAUCAAGCCCCGUUAAAAGGACGCCGUUUUUGUUUUUUUUUUUUUUUUUUAAAUGAUAAAAUUGCACAAAGAAUCAAAGG
Molecule: messenger RNA, 1402 nt
Organism: Juglans microcarpa x Juglans regia
Lineage: Eukaryota; Viridiplantae; Streptophyta; Magnoliopsida; Fagales; Juglandaceae
Product: 2-alkenal reductase (NADP(+)-dependent)-like
Exons: 5
Coding region: 50-1240 (396 amino acids)
Molecular function (GO): 2-alkenal reductase [NAD(P)H] activity
Source: RefSeq, a predicted model, not a curated record